AUGGACGUGGCAGAUGAACCUUGGCGAACGUGGCCGGAAUUCAGCCUCAAAGUUUAUAACCUCCCCCCCAUCAUCAACCUAGUUGAGCUAUACGAGUCCUUCAAACAUCAAGGCAAUAUCUCCUUGCUAGAGUUCGGAGAGAAACCAGACGGCUCCCGUGAUGGUUACGCCCUGGUUCGCUUUGAGCCCCCGCCCAAAGUCAACUUCUGGUCAUCAGGAUUCCACAUAGUUCGAUACAGUGGAGGCAAGAUUGCCCGUGUCAUUCUCAGGACUUUCAGACCGCGCAAUGAAAGAUACUGUAGCUUGAUCAAGAGCCCCUCUGACCCCAACAUUUGGUUCGAUUCCAGGAUGAUGCUCGAAGUGGAGCGUAUGGACUUUGGCACGCGCCUCCAGGAGAAUGAGAUGAUGUUGCUCAAAUCCGUCGAGAAAGGCGUGCGUAUCAUUAUGGAUUUGCAUAAGAAGAAGCUUACCGUUUACUUCGACACUUGUCCCCUGGGCUCCCCGGAAGGCCACAACAACGACGAUAACGAAGAUACACACCACCACAAGUGCGAAAUUGAUUUCGCCCGUCUCACCAGUGUCUACCGAGCCGACCGAGAUGAAAAUACACUUCUAGUCAUGCCUUUGGAGCUUCCACCCAUAUUCUGGACCAAGGCAGAUAAGAGGCAACGAAGCAAGAUGGCCGUGGGCAAGACUUCAAGGGGCACCAUGGACAGGUGGGAAAGACGCACAGUCAUAUUACACAAUGAUCAACUGCCAAGAGACUUCCCAGUCACCCUUCAAGCAGAAUUCGAAGAUCCGGACUUCAUCAAUACUGGUCGCUGGACCACUUACAGAUUCGCUAUUCCAAAGGCCGGAAACAACAUCUUGGAGAGAUUCCUGCAGGCUCUACAGGCCCACAAUGUCGCGACCAUCGUUAUAGAGCACUCUAUGACUAUACCUUUGCGACCUUCUCUGCUCGGUACUUUAUUUCGAGCUGAAAAACCCGAGAGUCAAUUGGGUACUUUCGAUCCUGCCUACGACAACCACCACUUGACCUUUGAGGUUCACUACCAGCUUGAGGUCUGCAUUUCUCGGGGCAUUGUAUCCGAGUACUCAAUCACUCAGCCAUUCAUCGACCGACUGUGUCAGAUGGACAAGGACCGGGCGAAAUGGAUGCUUGAGUACUUUGCGGAUCAAGGGAAGAGGGUAUGGAAUCCGAUGGAGAUAUUCGAGAGCGAAGAGGCUGCUCUUUACUUUCCCGGUAUGAGCAUGCCGUACUACUGCACUACGAUCCGGAAGGUCAUUAUCACACCAUCGACCAUGCACUUUUGCUCUCCAAGCGUCGAAUCCUCCAACAGGGUACUGCGAAAAUACAACUCUUAUCAAGACCGCUUCUUAAGAGUACAGUUCACGGACGAGCUGUACAGAGGUAAGGUCUACAGCGACGCAGGGGAAGAGAUCCACCACCGCAUAUACCGUGCCCUGAAGCAAGGCAUCAAGAUUGGUAAUCGCACCUACGAAUUUCUGGCAUUCGGAAACUCGCAAAUUCGAGAAUGCGCUGUCUACUUCUUCUGUCCGACCGAUCAUCUUUCAUGCGAUCAAAUUCGUGACUGGAUGGGACAUUUCAGACACAUCAAGAAUGUCGCCAAAUACGCCGCUCGCGUAGGUCAAUGCUUCUCAACGACGCGAGAAAUUCGAGGAGUUACGGUUCCUCAAAUCGUGCAGAUGCACGAUAUCAAGCGCGGAGGCCAUUGCUUCAGCGAUGGCAUUGGCAAGAUUUCGAAGCUGUUGGCUGAAAUAGUAAUCCAUGAGAUGGGUCAUGAUUCUGUUGGAAUACCCUCUGCUUUCCAGUUCCGCAUGGGUGGCUGCAAAGGCAUGCUCGCUGUUUGGCCUGACGCAAAGGGCCUCAAUGUUCACAUACGACCUUCACAAUCAAAGUUCAGAGCCCAGUUCAACGGCCUCGAGAUUAUCAAGUUCGCUCAGUUUUCACCAGCCACCUUGAAUCGACAAACCAUCACGAUCCUUACGACGCUUGGUGUCAAGGAUAUUCCCAUCCUGGAUCUUGCUCAAAAUCAAAUCCAGGGUUAUGAGAAGGCCAUGAAAGAUCGAGUGGCAGCUGCAAGUUUACUAGGGCAAUACAUUGACGAAAACAUGACAUCUCUGACCAUCAAAGACCUAGUCUGCUGGGGUUUUAUGGAUGCAGAGGUUCAAGAACCAUUCGUGCUGACAAUUUUGGACCUCUGGCGCAUCUGGUCUAUGAAGCUGUUGAAGGAAAAGGCUCGAGUAGUCGUCGACCAAGGCGCUUUCCUUCUCGGCUGCUUGGACGAGACGGGCGCGUUGAGAGGCCAUAGCCAGGCAACUGAGGGGAAGACAACCAACAACAUCGAGGACUUGCCACAGAUUUUCCUUCAGAUUCCGAACCCUCAGGAUGGAAAGUACUCCUGCGUCACCGGUGUGUGCAUUGUGGGACGGAAUCCUUCGCUUCAUCCAGGUGACAUUCGGGUUGUGGAAGCGGUCGAUAUCCCUGGACUACACCACCUUCAGAAUGUCGUGGUGUUCCCGAGCACUGGUGAUCGGGACGUCCCCAGCAUGCUUUCGGGAGGCGACCUUGACGGUGAUGAUUUCUUUGUCAUCUGGAACCCGGACCUCAUUCCCCAAACCUGGCACCAGCCACCCAUGGACUACAUCGCACCCAAAGCACCAAAAAUGAAGCGGGAUGUCAAGGUAUCAGACCUGAGAACGUUCUUCGUUCGUUAUAUUCAGAACGACUGCCUGGCUAAAGUUGCCGGGGCGCAUCUAGCUCAUGCUGAUCACUCCGAACAGGGGGCCAAUGAUCCGAAAUGCUUGAGGCUGGCACAGCUGCACUCCAAGGCGGUGGACUACGUCAAGACUGCGGACCCAGCCGAAUAUCCUAACGAGCUCGACCCCAAACGAUGGCCGCACUUCAUGAACCGCUCGAAAACAUAUAAAUCACGGACUGCGCUUGGCAAGAUCUACGACAUGGUCAAAGAGCAGGAGCUUAACCCUCUAUACGAGAAGAAGUUCGACGGAAGGGUAUUGGGAAGGUUUGAACUCUCCGAAGACCUUCUGCAAAAGGCUCGCAAGAUCAAAGGUCAAUACGACACAGCUCUACGCCGUCUCAUGAGUCACCGUGACGUUGGGACCGAAUUUGAAGCCUGGACAGGCUUCAUCCUGUCGAGGCCACGGGUUGGCAGCGACUACAAGCAACAAGAGGACAUUGGCCGAGAAUCAGCGGCCCUCAAGCAAAGAUUUCGCGAGAUUUGCUACGCAGUGGCUGGCAGUAGAAGAUUCGAAGACUUCGCCCCCUUUGUGGCUGCCAUGUAUCAAGUGACCGAGCAGGAGGUCAAUGCAAGGCUUGCAGAGGAGUAUGAGGAUGAGGACCACAAGCGACAAUCAAUGCCCCUGAUCAGCUUCCCGUGGAUCUUUCACUGGAUCAUGGGCCGCAUCGCCACAGGCCACGUCAAGAUCAAGCCGACCAUCGAUCCCGAGGCCAAGGCGAUCGCGAUGAAGUCUUAUCCUAUUCGCCGGGUUGAGACAGAGGAUACGAAGCAGCAAGAAGAGACUCAGCUUGAUGACGGCAGAGUGGUGCACCGCGGUGACCUGUUGGAGGUGUUUGAGAGCCCCACGAAGAAGGCUUCCGAAGUCUCACCAUCACCUGAGAGCCGUGGUACUGCUACUGGCUUGGAAGAGGUGCACGUUGAGGAGGAAGACAGUGCCAUGGAUGCCAUGGAGCGACUGAUGAGCAGCGCCAUGGUCUAG
Molecule: messenger RNA, 3762 nt
Organism: Colletotrichum orchidophilum
Lineage: Eukaryota; Fungi; Ascomycota; Sordariomycetes; Glomerellales; Glomerellaceae
Product: RNA-dependent RNA polymerase
Exons: 2
Coding region: 1-3762 (1253 amino acids)
Biological process (GO): siRNA processing
Cellular component (GO): nuclear RNA-directed RNA polymerase complex
Molecular function (GO): RNA-directed RNA polymerase activity
Source: RefSeq, a predicted model, not a curated record